Scutellospora calospora is the source of this 173-nucleotide messenger RNA. Lineage: Eukaryota; Fungi; Glomeromycota; Glomeromycetes; Diversisporales; Gigasporaceae. The record is from the annotation of a GenBank genome assembly.
AGGAAAUAUCAAUAAAAAAAGCAAAUAUAACAAAUAGUAAUAAGCAAGAGAAGAUGAAAAGUGUAGAAAGCUAUAAUAUAAAUAAGGAAGAAAGAGAAAAGCAUGCAAGAAUAGAACUAGAAAAAAUAGAGAGAAAAAGAGGUGAACUAAGAGAAGGUCAAAAUGAGAUCUAA